AUGUCGGAGCCAGAGCUGCUUGCUCAGGAUGCGGACUCAAAGUAUCCGCCGUCAUCGGUGGCAGGCAGCGUGAGGGGGCGACAAGGCGAUGUUGCGCUUCUCACGUACGACGAGCUAGACGAAAAGCACGCAACGAGCUUCGUCUCCGACGACGGAGCUGGAGCAACGGUCCUUUUCAGCGGAACAACGCGCAACUCGUUUCAAGGAAAAAAGGUGAGCAAGCUGGAGUACGAGGCAUACUCGUCGCUUGCUCUGCGCACGCUGCGGGACCUGCUGGAUCAAGCACACACAUCGGCGCCAUUCGCAGACGCCCCUGUGGCAAGGUCAGCCAAUGCAGCACCCCAGACGACGCAAGACGCGAGCGAGGACCGCAUCAGCAAGUGCUAUGUCGCACACCGGUUGGGCGAAGUGCGUGUGGGCGAGUGCAGCAUCUUGAUCGCGGUCAGCUCGGCGCAUCGCAAGGAAGCCUUUGUGGUCGCAGAGUGGCUGCUCGAAGAGGUCAAGAAGAACGUCGCCGUGUGGAAGUGCGAGUUUUACCAGUCCGGAGAGACGCUCACCGCCUUGGAUGGUCAAGGUGUUCCCAUCGAUCCGCCAGUGCCACAACGUGCACAGAUGGGCGAGGAUCGCAGUCAAGAUCAACAGCAGAGUUGGAGUUGGAAAGCCAACUUUCCAGCCUCGUCGAAAUAG
This is a messenger RNA of Moesziomyces antarcticus, 687 nucleotides long. RefSeq names its product molybdenum cofactor synthesis 2. Gene Ontology annotation, biological process: Mo-molybdopterin cofactor biosynthetic process. The transcript has 2 exons. Gene Ontology annotation, cellular component: cytosol. Lineage: Eukaryota; Fungi; Basidiomycota; Ustilaginomycetes; Ustilaginales; Ustilaginaceae. The coding region runs from base 1 to 687 and encodes 228 amino acids. The record is from RefSeq and is a predicted model, not a curated record.